This is a messenger RNA of Rubroshorea leprosula, 3227 nucleotides long. The record is from the annotation of a GenBank genome assembly. NCBI's taxonomy places the organism in Eukaryota, Viridiplantae, Streptophyta, Magnoliopsida, Malvales, Dipterocarpaceae.
AUUUUUGAUUCCCUUCCUUUUGUCAUCGAAUAUCCAACAUGUGUUUUGCACAAAAAAAUUGGGAAGUCGAUCUUUCUUUGUUUCUUUGUGUGAUUUCUUCAAAAUCCCUAAGCUGAGGUUUGAUUUUGGGAUUUGAGUUUGGGUUUUGAUUCAAAUUCAGCCCCUCAUCAAAUCCUUCAAUCUUAUCUAAUUGGAUAGCAGAAAUUCAUCGACGACGAUAUGAAGAGAUUGAAAUCGAGCGAGGAUCUCAAUUCCUAUGAGAAGAAUGCCAGCAAAGAGUCGAAUCAGAAUCUGAAUCGAUCGUUAUCGUCUCACAGGAGUAGCAGUGGCAGCGGCUUUUACUACAAAUCCUCCUUCACCUCGGAUAACAACGCUCGAAGUAAGAGUAAUCUCAUCUCUCCUUCGUCUCGCUAUGAUCGAGAUCGAUCCAGUGUCGACGAGGAUAGUAACAGGGAGAGGGAUAGGGACGGAUUGAGGCUGGAGAGUGUGAGUGAGGGGAAUAAUGAGGAGGAAAAGGAGGUUGAUGAGUUGCAAGAUGGUGAUAGGAGUUUGCAUAGUGGUGCUAGUGGUAAUAGGGAUGGAGUUGGGGUUGUGGAUGAAAAUGGUUGUGGCAAUGAGGGAGAGUGUGAGAACGAGGAUGGUGAAUUUGAGGAGAGUAGUGAAAAUAGGGUUUUGGAGAAGUCAUUACAAUUGGAAGAGAAUAGGAAGGAUGACAAAGGAAUUGAUCUUGAAAUGAAAAUGGGGAGUGAAUUUGCAGAGUGUGCUAAGGAAGUAGGGGAGGAAAAUGGAGGUGCUAAGGAAAAUAUGGAUGUGGCAGAGGAGGGCUUGAGUCACAAUUUCAAGGAUAAGGGGAAAGGCAUUGCUGUUCCACUGAUUGCAGUUGCGGAUUCUGCAGAGAAUGGCCCGUGGAUUGAAAGGGAAGCGAAAUAUGGGGAUGAUGAUAUGGAAGGACCUAGCACUAGGGGUUUUGAGUUGUUCUCUUGUUCUCCAGUUAGGAAAGUGGAGAAAGCAGAGCAAUCAGGGGUUGGUAAGCUGAAGGAUGAGAAGUUUGUUUUGGAGCCACUUGAUCUUUCUCUUAGCUUACCAAAUGUUUUGUUACCUAUUGGAGCUCAAGAUACGAAUACAGUUCCUGGUUCCCCUAGCCAUGGAAGGAGCUUUCAGUCCUUCAACACAUUUCGCACCAACUCUGAUGGGUUUACAGCAUCCAUGUCCUAUUCUGGUUCUCAGUCAUUUUACCACAACCCUAGUUGUUCCUUGACACAGAAUUCAAUGGACAACUACGAACAAUCUGUUCACAGCAGACCCAUAUUUCAGGGAGCUGAUCAAGGUUCACAAGGAGCUUGGCCAGUGCAGAAUGAGUCAAGGCACGAAGAUCUUCCCAUAAAUCAAAGAAUUUUGAUGAAUGGAAAUGGUUCUCUUCACCAGUCUCAAGCAUUACAGGGUCUUGCAAAUGGAAAAGUGGUGCAUGGACAACAUAUUCGCUCUAUAGAAGGAAGCUCAAAAAUGGCAAAUGGCCUUGAGAGGCAGUUGAGUAUUCAUAAACGCGGUGAUGGUGGGUCCCCUUCACAGAGUGCUGCAUCUCUUGAUGUUGGUUCUAAUUACAGCUUUGAGAAGAAGAGAGCUGCAAUAGGAGAGAAGCAUGUUGGGAGCUUAUGUAGGAGUAGUAGCCAAAAAGAAGAGGAACAACUUCUGAUGGGUGGAGCUGAUUUUGUUGGGACAAUACUCAGCAGCAUAAUUUGUGAUCCUAUCCAUUUAAUGGCUAGGAUGCUUCAUGAAAUGACUGGACAAUCAGUAGCAUGCCUGAAGGAGAGCAUUCGUGCGAUCAUGUUAAAUGCGGACAAGCAUGGGCAGCUAUCUGCAAUUCAAAGUGCACUGCAGAACAGAUCUGACUUAACUCAGGAGGUGUUGCUAAAAUUGCAUCGUGCUCAAUUGGAGAUCUUGGUUGCUUUGAAAACUGGUCUUCCAGAGUAUCUUCAGCUAGAUAACAAAAUUCCAUCUUCCGACUUGGCUGAGAUCUUUCUGAACUUAAAAUGUAGAAAUCACACGUGUGGGAGUCCUUUGCCUGUGGAUGAAUGUGAUUGCAAGGUUUGCUUCAAGAAGAAAGGUUUUUGCAGUGCUUGUAUGUGUCUUGUAUGUUCAAAAUUUGAUAUGGCAUCCAACACUUGUAGUUGGGUUGGUUGUGAUGUUUGUCUUCAUUGGUGCCAUGCUGAUUGUGGAUUGAAGGGAUCUUACAUUAGGAAUGGGCCUAGUGCAAGUGGGGCUCAAGGGGCAACUGAGAUGCAGUUCCAUUGUAUUGCUUGUGAUCAUCCUUCUGAGAUGUUUGGCUUUGUGAAGGAGGUUUUUCAGCAUUUUGCAAAGGAUUGGACACCUAAAACUUUUUCUAAAGAGCUUGAGUAUGUCAAGAGGAUUUUUUCUGGCAGCAAGGAUGUGAGAGGAAAACGACUUCAUGAGAUUGCAAACCAGAUGCUUGCAAGAUUGGCAAAUAAAACUGACGUUGCUGAGGUCUAUAGUCUUAUAAUGGCCUUCUUGACUGAAAGUGAUACUUCCAAACUUGGCACUAGUUCUGCCUUGCCUGAAAAGGAGCUAGGAAAAGGAAACAAUGGUUCUGCUGGGCCUACUCAUGAUAUGCGGCGCAAAUCUGUUCACUCAGAUAAAGCUCCUCCUCAAUUGGAAAGUUCAUCAAGUCUACCUCCUGGCUUCCAUGUGGACUGGACUGAGAAACGCCCUUUUGAGUCAGACUUGCAGAGGAACACUCAAAGGCAAUCAUUUAUGCCUGAACUAGAUAGGUUUAUCACAAUGAAACAGGAGGAGGCCAAAAUGUAUCAAGCACACGCUGAUGAGGCUAGAAGAGAAGCUGAGCGCCUGAAACCAUAUGCAAUGGCAAAGAAUGAAGAAAUUGAAGAAGAGUAUACGAGUAGAAUCACAAAAUUACGUCUGAUUGAGGCCGAGGAAAUUCGUAACCAGAAGUUUGAAGAAUUUCAGGCUCUAGAAAGAGCACAUCGUGAAUACUUUAGCAUGAAGAUGAGGAUGGAAGCAGAUAUAAAAGAUCUGUUGCUGAAAAUGGAAGCCACAAGACGAAAUUUUUCCAUGUGAGAAGCUCAUUAGCAGAGACUUCUAUCUUCAACUCAGGUAAAACCCCUUAGUGUAGAGAUUUGUGUUGUUUAAGGUACACAUCAUGCUUCGAGUUUACUGUAGCUUCUGAUUCUUAGGCGUAUCUUGGGAUCUAG